CUAAGCCCCACCCUCCCCCCUCAAACACUUAGGAAACCUGCCCAUAUGCUGCCCUCACCUCCUCGACCCAGAUAUCGCCAUCAGCAGCAUCCUCCUCCUCAGAGAGGCAUGCAUUUGAUGCCUGAGGUCCCAGGCAGUUGAAGUCCUUGGCAAGUGACGUGUGAGUCCUGUGUGCCAUAGGAAGCUUCCCACCCCCAUCUGGUGACCAAAGGCCUGGCCGCAAGUAGUGAGUUGUUCCUCCUCUACCCAGACCUCACUGCUCACGUCCCCCUCAUCAACUGGAACAUCCUCCGACAUGGCCCGGAUGCUGUUGCUCGUCUUUAUCGUGGUUCAGCCAGGAUCCUGUGCUCUCUGGGUGUCCCAGCCCCCUGAGAUUCAUACCCAAGAGGGUGCCACUGCCUUCCUGCCCUGCUCCUUCAACGCCAGCCAAGGAAAACCAGCCAUUGGUUCUGUCACAUGGUACCGGGACAAGGUGGCCCUGGGGAAGGAGGUGAGGAACGAGACCCCAGAGUUCAGGGGACGCUUGGCCUCUGUUGCCUCUGCCCGCUUCCUCUGUGACCACCAGGCUGAGCUGCACAUCUGGGACAUCCGAGGCCAUGACGCCGGCGUCUACGUGUGCAGGGUGGAAGUGCUGGGCCUGGGUGUCGGGACAGGGAAUGGGACUCUGCUGGUGGUGGAGAAAGGACCUCCUCGGCUGGGGGCCAGCACAGUCCUCCUCCUUCGGGCUGCAUUCUAUGCCUUCAGCUUUCUCUCUGUGGCCAUGGGCAGCACCAUCUAUUACCAAGGCAAAUGCCACUGUCACAUGGGAACACACUCCCACUCCUUGGAUGGCCUCUGAUGAGUGAUUCCAGACUUCAGUGAUCCCAACUCUCUUCAAGAGACCCCAAUAAAUUCCUCUCUGCCCCACCACUAACUCCUUCUUAUGAGUCUCGUGUAUUUCCUUCUCCAUUCUCCAGAUGCC
Messenger RNA from Ceratotherium simum simum (southern white rhinoceros), 961 nucleotides. Lineage: Eukaryota; Metazoa; Chordata; Mammalia; Perissodactyla; Rhinocerotidae. The record is from RefSeq and is a predicted model, not a curated record.